AUGGCGGCGCCGCACAAGAUGGCGGCGGCCGCCCUCAACAAAGAUGGCGGCCGCUGGGGCGUGGCCAGCGGUGAGGGCGCGCGGGGAUUGGCUGGCGGUGAAAAGGGGGCGGGGCUGGCGUCAGGCCACGCCUCUUCACGGGAACAGCGGGAUCGGACCGGAGAGAGCGGGAGGGACCGGAGCAGGAUGGAGGAGCCCGGCGGGGGCUGCGCGGGGCCCUGGGGCCCCCCCGGGGCGGGCGGGGGUCCCGAGCUGGAGUUGGUGGAUCUGGACGAGUUCCUGAGGGAGCACGGGGGGCUGCCCCCCAGCCCCCCCCCGGGACCCCCAACCCUCCUCAGGCCCGGUAAUGGGGGGGGGGAAUGGGGGGGGCCCGGCCCCCCCCGCGCCCCCCCGGAGGCGCCCCCCGAGGCGGAGGGGCCCGGGGGGGGUCCCGGGGGGGGUCCCGGGGGUCCCGCCCCGCUGGACCCGCGGCGGCUCCGCUUCACUCAGGAGGAGCUGCGGCCGCAGCCCCUCGGCAGGAAGGCCCGGAAGGUUCUGGUGCCCGAGGAGCAGAAGGACGAGAAGUACUGGCGGCGGCGCUGGCGGAACAACGCGGCGGCGCAGCGCUCGCGGGAGGCGCGGCGGCUGAAGGAGAACCAGAUCUCGGUGCGGGCGGCGUUCCUGGAGCGCGAGAACGCCGCGCUGCGCGUCGAGGUGGCGGCCGCGCGCCGCGACCUCCUGCGCCUCCGCGGCCUCCUGGCGCGCUACGAGGCGCGCCACGGACAGAUCUGAGCACAAGGGGGGCGGUGUGGGGGGCUGGGGUCUGAUCUGGGGCUCC
Messenger RNA from Taeniopygia guttata (zebra finch), 817 nucleotides. The record is from RefSeq and is a predicted model, not a curated record. Lineage: Eukaryota; Metazoa; Chordata; Aves; Passeriformes; Estrildidae.